This is a messenger RNA of Pedinophyceae sp. YPF-701, 1305 nucleotides long. NCBI's taxonomy places the organism in Eukaryota, Viridiplantae, Chlorophyta, Pedinophyceae. The record is from the annotation of a GenBank genome assembly.
AUGACGUCGGUGGACGACGAACAGCAGCACGAUGGCGACGUCUCGCUGUUCUAUCCAUCAGGGAGGAUGGGAGUGACGAUAACGCGGAGCAAGGAGAGCCGGUUCGCGCUCGCGUUCUCCGACACCGACGCGCACGAGAUCCUCGUCAGUUUCGACAGCACCGGCGUGGGCGGCGCGUGCUUCCCCGGCGGGCACCCGUGGCUCUCGACGACGGCCAAGGGCUACACCGUGUCGGACGAGAAGGGCGCGAUCGUUGAGAGCGGGCGCUGGCCGCGCGCGAAGAGCAAGGGCGAGCUGGUCCGCGCCCUGACCCCGUCGCUGACGGUGCGCUUCGCGUCGCGGCAGGACAUCGCGCUCGUGUUCAACACGGACGAGAUCCCGCCGCAGACCUUCCACAUCGGCCAGGUCCUGAAGCGCGAGGGCACGUACCUCGACUACCGCAUGACGUCCGUGGGCGGCAAGAUGACACUCGACGUGCGGCGCAUUCGGGAGAAGUUCGCCAAGCAGGGCCACCUGUACUCCGCGCCCGGCCCGCACUCGCUCGUCACGGAGCGCCCGGGCCUCGGGAACCUGCGCAAGAUGGUCGCGAAGCUCGGCAAGACGCAGCACAUCGACGAGACCCUCCUGGGCGACCUCGACGAGACGCAGCGGCGGCUCCGGAGCAUCAACACGGUCAAGACGCCGCUGGACGGGACCGUCAAGAUGGCCACGAAGCGGCUGCCGCCGCUGGACGACUUCGGGGAGCCCCCGAUGACGGACACGAUGAAGGACCUGCGGCGGAAACUGCGGCCGCAACACGUGACCUAUCAGAGCCGGCAGGCGCGGGUGGAGAAGGUCGCGAUGGCCGGGCUGGACCACCUGCUGACGGGGGACGAGACGCCGGAGUCGGCGCUGGUCGUGGUGUGCUGCGUGGCGUCUUGGAACGCGAAACCGUGCGCAGCGGCAACGCAGGCGAUGCGCGAGCUGCAGCACGACAUCGCGACGCUGGGGGAGGCCGCGGCGGUCCCGGAGGCGCACGAGCACUCGUGCCCGCUCGUGCUGCGGCUGAUGGACGCGUCCGAGGGCAACGGGCUUCGGAAACGGUUCGGGUUCCUGACGGUGCCGGCGUGGCUGGUGUUCCGGGGCGGGAAGCUGGUGGAGGUGACGAACGACGUGCGGGGCAAGGAGGACCUCAAGGCGCAGAUCGCGCGGUGCCUCGCGAAGGCCGCGCGGGACGAGUACCUGCCGGACGGGUGGCAGGGGAGCCUGGGAGUCAACCCGAUGCUGGAAACAAUCAUGCAUCCGGGAUUCACACUCAGCAACUAG